Molecule: messenger RNA, 1400 nt
Organism: Plectropomus leopardus (leopard coralgrouper)
Lineage: Eukaryota; Metazoa; Chordata; Actinopteri; Perciformes; Serranidae
Source: RefSeq, a predicted model, not a curated record
CUCUGAUCAGAUCGAUAGAUUGCAAGUAUCAGUUAUACAUCCCAUGUCAACAAAAUGCUCCUGAGGAAAAAAAGAACUCAUGGAGGGCUCUCCUUGUGCUGCGUUCACAGACCCACAUAAACAUUUAAAAGAAGAAUCAAAAACAAUGUAAGCUUGCUGUCAUUGUCUGCCCCCCGUCAUCAGCUAUUGCCACACAUGCACUGUCAUUCUGUUGAAACACUGAAAUCAUAUACCUUUCAUGUAUUUUUAAAAAUGCAUAUCUCAUGUAGAGAGCAGCUGAACACAGCCUCUGUCUCUGUUCUCCAGGUGUCUGACAGUGAGCAGCAGGUUACAAAGCCUCCACCCAAACGGCGACGCAUCCUCGACCCCUCAGCCAUCGUCUCAGUGCCUGUUUACUCCAAUAAGGUAAACAGCAGCCUGCAGCUGAAGCCAGUGGCAGCUAUGUUCACUGAAAAGGAAAAGUCAGACGACGCUGCAGACGACAGUUUGUUGUCGCUGUUUUCGUCUCGGGGGCCGUCAGCAGCCGUCAUCUCCCUCAGUGACUCUGAGGAGGACGAACCAGAAUGUGAGGAGAACAAACCAGAACACACAGGGAAGAAAACAGAGCCAGCAGCCAUCCGCUGCCCGUCUCCUCCUCCUCCAGAGAGUCCGGUCAAGAAACAGUCCAGACAGGUCACAAAGAAGAUCAACGAGAUCGACAGAAAGCUCCGGGCGGUGAACUCUCUCCUGUCUCCUGAAUGGUCCAGAUUUCGCUCGCCUCCAGGUGAAAAAGUCGACGACGACAUCAUCAUCGUGAACCCUAAAGAAGACGAUAUCAUCACGAGCCCUGAUUCUAGACUUCAGGAUUCUCCGUACAGCUCAUCAGUGCGGGAGAUCCCCCUUAAGAUCCGCUGCCGAACGGAUGUCCACAAGAUCCCAGUCCUGUCUUCAACACCUUUAAGUGACGUACUGACCCAGCUGUCCGCCAUCCUUAACGUUCCUCCUUCUCGCCUCCUGCUGGAAAGGGAGUCAGCAGAGCUUCCGACAGACGCCACUGUCGGCGAGCUCGGCCUCGGCAUCGCUGACAUCAUAGAGUGCGUCGUCAUGGCAGCGGAGGAUAAAACGAAAGCAGACAGCAGCAGCAGCAGCAUCACAGUGAGACUACAGAGCAAAGACAAAGACUCUUCACAGGAGUUCUCUCUGCACAAAAACGCACCACUGGGCUCCAUCUUCUCCCAGUACCUGUCCAGGAUGACGACCACCGCUCAGAGGAAGGUCUGCUUUCACUUCGAUGGCUGCAAAGUGAAACACAGCCAGACGCCAGAGCAGCUCGACAUGGAGGACGGAGACAUCAUCGAAGUUUGGAUGUAGAUUAAUUUCAUGCAUCUAUUAUAUGUUUAUUAAAAAAACCAGAAAGCCAC